Messenger RNA from Sinocyclocheilus grahami, 4277 nucleotides. RefSeq names its product neural cell adhesion molecule L1.1-like. The coding region runs from base 84 to 3716 and encodes 1210 amino acids. Gene Ontology annotation, molecular function: cell-cell adhesion mediator activity. Gene Ontology annotation, biological process: brain development; axon guidance; cell-cell adhesion. The transcript has 27 exons. Lineage: Eukaryota; Metazoa; Chordata; Actinopteri; Cypriniformes; Cyprinidae. Gene Ontology annotation, cellular component: axon; plasma membrane. The record is from RefSeq and is a predicted model, not a curated record.
AAGAUCAGAGGUGUGUGGAGUCAGACGUGAGCCGUCUCUCGCUCCAGUGGAGGCUGUCUGGACCCAGCUGUGUUUGAUGCAGAAUGCCUGUAGUUCAGUGUCAGCCAGCAGGCAGAAGAGGGAGCAACAGGACACAUCUUCAUCUGCUGCUCCUCUUCCUCAGUGUGCUACAAACACAUGGAUACAUUCAAAUCCCUCCUGAUUACACAUAUGACAGCCUAAAACAAGCUCCAAAGAUCACAGCUCAGCCCGGGUCUCACACCGCUUACUCUCUGGAUGAUGUCAGUCUGGCCUGUGAAGCCAGUGGAGAUCCGACACCCAGUUUCCGCUGGGUCAAAGAUGGCAAACAGUUUGGGGAGGUUCUGUUUGAGUCUGGAACCCUGACAGCAGAUGACACAGAGGAACUCCGAUUCUACCAGGGCUCGUACCGCUGCUAUGUGGCCAAUGAGCUGGGAACCGCCGUCUCAGGCCUGGUGCACCUGAUCACAGAGUCCAUCCCAACCUUGGCCAAAGAGAAGAGGCAGAAAAGAAGAUCGUUUGAGGAGGGAGAAAGCACAGUCCUCUACUGUAACCCUCCGAAGAGUUCUGUCACUCCCAAAAUACACUGGAUGGAUAUGCAGUUGCGCCACAUCCCUCUGAAUGAGCGAGUGACCACUAGUCUUGAUGGAAAUCUGUACUUUGCCAACUUACUAGUCAGUGACAGCAGAGAAGACUACACCUGCAAUGCCCACUACAUCAACGCCAGCGUCAUCCUCCCCAAAGAGCCCAUCGCCAUCAGCGUCACACCAUCAAAUUCUGUGGUGAAGAACCGGCGGCCCCAGCUGCAAAAGCCAGCGGGAUCCCACAGUUCUUAUCUGGUGCUCAGGGGCCAAACGCUGACUCUAGAGUGCAUCCCAGAAGCUGCUCCUUACUGGAACAAGUGGCCUGAAGACCACCUGUAUGCCCCAGGAGAGACUGUGAGACUGGACUGUCAGGCUGAAGGGAUACCCACCCCAAAUGUCACGUGGAGCAUCAAUGGUGUUCCUAUCACAGGGACGGACUCGGACGCAAGGCGGCAUGUGAGUUCUGGUACACUGAUCCUGACUAACGUUCAGUACAGCGAUACGGCGGUCUAUCAGUGCGAGGCCACCAAUAAACAUGGCAAUAUCCUGGUCAACACGCAUGUCCAUGUAGUUGAACUGCCUCCUCAGAUCCUGACGGCAGAUGGGCUGGUGUACAAGGCCACAGAAGGCCAAAGGGUUCUACUGCAAUGCAGAACAUUUGGCUCCCCACAACCCAAAGUUGACUGGGUGAUUUUUGACUCUGGUCCCGCUCUGGCUAAUGCUAAAAUGUCUCAGACGAGCGAUGGAAAUCUUCAGAUCAGUGACGUGAGUGAAGACGACAGCAACAUUUACACGUGCUCAGUGAGGCACAGCAACAGGAGCAUCAGUGCUGAGCUGGAGGUCUUGAACAGAACUAAGAUUGUGAACCCUCCCCAGGAUCUACGGGUUUUACGUGGAAUUGAUGCUGUUUUACACUGCAAAUAUACAGUGGACCACAAGUUAAAACAACCCACAAUUCAGUGGAAGAAGGACAAACACAAGAUCACAUCAUCUGCUAAUGAUGACAAAUACACUGAAUAUGCAGACGGCUCUCUGAAGAUCACUGACGUUCAGGUGGAGGACACAGGAUCCUACAGCUGUGAGAUCAGCACUAAACUAGACUCGGUCAGCGCCACCGGCUCCAUCACCGUGCUGGAUAAACCUGGUUCUCCUCACUCUCUGGAGCUGUCUGAAAAGAUGGACCGUAGUGUCACGCUAUCCUGGACGCCAGGCACUGAAAACAACAGUCCUGUGUCUGAGUAUGUAAUUGAGAUGAAAGAGGAGCAGAAUCCAGAAAAAGGCCAGUGGGAGGAGUACAGUAGAGUUUCUCCAGACAUCAGACACCUGGAGAUCCAUCUGCAGUCGUACAGCACAUACCACUUCCGGCUCAGAGCUGUUAAUGGCAUAGGAACCAGUGAGCCCAGUCCUCCCUCAGAGUCCUACAGCACACCAGCAGCCAUACCGGACAUGAAUCCAGAGAAUGUGACGACGGUGUCUACUGAUCCAAACAGUAUGGUCAUCACAUGGAAGGAACUGGAGCAACGGCAAUUUAAUGGACCAGGAUUUGAGUACAAGAUCUACUGGCGUCAAGCUUCAGGCAGAGGUCCACACUGGAAGGAAAGCAGCGUCUCACAUCCUCCGUUCAUCGUGAACGGCACCGGGACCUUCAUCCCCUUCGAGAUUAAAGUUCAGGCAGUCAAUGAUCUUGGUGCAGGACCAGAACCAGUUGCUAAGAUUGGCUACUCGGGGGAAGAUGUACCUCUGGAAGCUCCUUCAGAGGUGGCAGUGACCGAGCUGAACAAAACCUCUGUCCUGGUAAGAUGGAGUCCGGUCAGCAUGGAAUCUGUCCAAGGACACUUACUCGGCUACAAGAUCCAUCUGCGAAAGAAAGGCCCCAGAACUCACAGCCGAAGAGGCCUGCCGAUGCACGCUCCAGUGGCUGACAAGUACAGAGAAAUCGAGGUUUAUGGAAAUAAGGUGGAGACGGUCCUGAGCAACUUGCAGUUAUACUCAGACUAUACUCUGACAGUUGCAGCUUUCAACAGCAGAGGUGAAGGUCCGCGCUCGAUUGAGUAUCACUUCACCACUCCAGAGGGCGCUCCUGGACCAAUUUCAUUCUUGACCUUCGAGAGCCCCUCAGAGACAGAGAUCACCCUGCGCUGGGGAGCUCCAGACAAACCCAACGGGGCGCUCACAGGCUACCUGCUGCAGUACUACGAAACUGUGCCUGGGAUUUCGAGCCCACAACAGGUGGAGUCCAUCGAUCUGCCCCUUGUUACUGAGUUCACACUGAAGGGUCUGAAUCCUCAGAGCCUAUACCACUUUGAUCUUCGAGCACGCACCGCUGCUGGUGAUGGGGAACCUAUAGUAAGGGAGGGCGCCACCUUGCUGGAUGGAGAACCACCAUCUGCAAUCAACAUAACUGCUGGACAAACAUUGGUUAAUGUCAGUUGGGUGCCAGGAGAAAGGCAGCGUAACUUUGCCUUUAGCUUCCAUUACCUGAAAAAAAGUGCAGGUGGUGAAUGGGAAGAGUCGGAGAAGGUCAACUCCUCGCAGGCGUUCUAUCAGCUGCAGGGUCUGGCACCGGGCAUUCAGUACCACCUGCAGAUCCGGCCCGGAAACAACUCCUGGGAAUUCAAAACAGGUGGACCAGAGCUGCACGAGUUGUCCAGUAGCUUUGCGACUCAGGGCUGGUUCAUCGGACUCAUCAGCACCAUGGUUCUGCUGCUGCUGGUGCUGCUCAUUCUGUGCUACAUCAAGAAGAGCAAAGGAGGGAAGUAUUCAGUGAAAGAUAAAGAGGAGGAUCAGGUCAAUGCUGGGGCCCGCACAAUGAAAGAUGGAGAAUUUGGAGAGUACAGAUCUCUGGAGAGUGAUAACGAGAAGUGCUCCAUCAGUCAGCAGUCAGUCUGCGAGAGCAAGCGCAGCAGCAACGACAGUCUAGCUGACUAUGGAGACAGUGUCGACAUCCAGUUUAACGAGGACGGCUCCUUCAUCGGCCAGUACAGCGGACGCAGAGAUCCGAAAGGUCACGGCACUCACGGCAGCUCGGGCACCACGUCUCCCAUCAAUCCCAACAUGCCUCCGGCCAGCACCAGCUUUCCCACGUCUGUGACAGGAUUCCUGGGGCCAAACUAACACUCCUCCGCCACACGCACACAUCCUUGACCAUCUGAAUGAGGGGCCCUGGUGGUAUUAAACACCGCCGGCUUCACUCUCACAUAAUAAUGACACGAAUAGCCUGCAGGACAGUUGCGUCUAACAUUCCAUCCAGGCACUGAAAACGGUUUACAAUAUUCUCACCUCGCUGCUUCAAGUGAUGUUUGGACUGUACAUUCUCCCUCACUGGACGUUUGUCCAGUUCUCUCGCUGAAUUUCUGUAGAAUAAGGUGUGAUAGACAACAGACACAAGCGAAUUCAGCUGUUUGAGAGUGUAGGACAGACUGAGGCCUUGUUCACAUGGCGUAGGAGUGACUGUUCAGACGGUGUAGUCAGUACAGGCUAAGAUGCAUUUCCAGAAAUGUCAGACUAAAGAUACACCAAAACGAACUGAUUUUGCUGCCUCACUGAACAAUGCCUUAUGUCGAAUACAUCAGCUGAAAUCACUGCAGUCAACCGAAGUCAGAUCUGAAAAAUCUUUUAAUAUUCAUUAUGAUUUGAAGGCAUUCUUUUCCCAUUCACGAUUACAAAAUGGGAAAA